Molecule: messenger RNA, 555 nt
Organism: Oppiella nova
Lineage: Eukaryota; Metazoa; Arthropoda; Arachnida; Sarcoptiformes; Oppiidae
Source: the annotation of a GenBank genome assembly
AUGAUGUUGAACAAUUGGGGGCCAAUCACACUCCUAUGUACCGUACUGUUGGCGUACGUGGCCGUCACCCGCAGCCAACACGUGGGGCUCCUACAUCACGCCAUAGCCAUCAUACGGGGCAAGUCGGGCGUGAGCGGGAACCUACGGUUCCGCGAGAAUGAGCAGGGCAAAGUCAAUAUCCGGGGCACGAUCGAGGGCCUAGUGAAGGGGCCCCACGGCAUUCACAUACACCAGUUCGGGGACCUAUUCCUGGGAUGUCAAUCAGCGGGCGGUCAUUUUGAUGUCCACUUAAAUGGCAGUUACCAUGGUGCUCGUAACGACUCCAACGGACAUACCGGUGACUUUGGCAACGUGAUCGCCGGGGAUACCGGUGUGGCCAACGUGUAUAUUAACAACUCGUUCAUUGAGCUACAUGGCGAUGCUAGUAUCGUGGGUAGGGCGGUGCUGGUACACGCAGGCCGCGAUGAUCUGGGUCAGGGUGGUAAUGAUAAGUCGCUGGAAACCGGUAAUGCCGGCCCACCGGUAGCGUGCGGUAUCGUGGCCUGGGAUGACUAA